Messenger RNA from Cryptococcus amylolentus CBS 6039, 897 nucleotides. RefSeq lists its product as hypothetical. The record is from RefSeq and is a predicted model, not a curated record. The transcript is spliced from 2 exons. Gene Ontology annotation, cellular component: cytoplasm; nucleus. NCBI's taxonomy places the organism in Eukaryota, Fungi, Basidiomycota, Tremellomycetes, Tremellales, Cryptococcaceae. The coding region runs from base 166 to 840 and encodes 224 amino acids. Gene Ontology annotation, molecular function: protein binding.
AUUUUGGCCUCUCAAGCAACUCUCAAGCGUCUACUCUGCGCCAUCUUCCUCCAUCUCUUUCCAUAUUUGCAUUCCCUACUUCCCCUUUCCCCAACCACCAACACAUUGCCCAUACAUCCAGAAUGGUCCAAGAAUCCGGCAAGAACCUCUGGGUCGCAGCUUCAGAUGGCGAUCUCGAAAGAGUCCAGGUGCCCUUGUCUCCCUUGGCCAUGCACGUUCAACUCACUUACAAAUUCUCAGUACCUGAUAGAGAACGAAGGUUGUACUCCCAAUGACAAAGACUCCAACUCGUACACCCCCAUGCAUGCCGCCGCAUCCUACGCCCACAUCCCCCUCCUCACCUACCUCCUCACUUCUGGUGGCAACCCCAACAUCACAGACGACGACAACGAGACUCCCCUUUUCGUUGUUGAAUCUCUCGAAGUUGCUCAAUUCCUCGUGGGCAAUGGAGCCGAUCCGGCGUGGAAGAACAGUGAGGGGGUGACCGCUGGGGAGCAGCUGGAGGAGGAAGCUCCGGAGGUUGCUGCUUAUCUCAAUGGCCUGACAGGUCUGGGCGGACAGACCGAUGAGGCUGCCGAGGUGGGCGACACUUCGGGCGACAUAUCACAGCUUGCGCUGGACAACUUUACUGCCACCCAAACGUCGGCCUUGAUGGAGGAAGCGCAGAGAAUAAUGGAGCAGUGUGCUGCAGAGGGUGUUGAGCCUGAUGAGAGACUGAGAGAAGUAGUAGAGCGUGCGGUCCGGGAUGGCAUGGCGUUCGGCCAUGCGACUGGGGAAGGAGAAGAAGGGGAGGCUGCUAGCCAGGGGGACUCUUCCAGCAAGAGGGCUAGGGAGGAAUGAUGGUCUGUUUGAUGUGAUCAUGUAAUUGUAUAACGACCUUAUGAGUUACGACGCAGC